Messenger RNA from Racocetra fulgida, 1599 nucleotides. The record is from the annotation of a GenBank genome assembly. Lineage: Eukaryota; Fungi; Glomeromycota; Glomeromycetes; Diversisporales; Gigasporaceae.
AUGUCUUCCAAUCUUGUUCAGUUUGUGCCAUUUUCAUCGGCUGUUGAAGCACCAUUUUGGCAUACUCUAUCCACGCGUAAAAUUGAUCUGUAUAAAUUAGACGAUGCACCACAAAACAUUUUAGGAUAUUAUUCCGUUGGUUAUUCUCUACGAUCACAACAUGCCACCGAAGCUAACAUUACCAUGCCAGCUCGCCUAUAUCUCGGAACCGGGGCUUUCGACACUAAUACUACCUUACCACCUUUUACCUAUCCUUCACCUGGCGCAAUAAAGAAUACCAACACUAUAGAAGAAUUCAAAACACUUGAUAAGACUGCAUUAUUCAAAGGGACUGCUGAACAAAUUUGGCAAGAUAUCAUUUCCGGUGCUGCUGUAAAAGAUCCUUACCUUCUUACACGGUUUAUCCUUGUCACCUUUGCUGAUUUGAAAAAAUAUAAAUAUUAUUACUGGUUUGGGUUUCCUGCAUUACUCACUGAACCACCAUGGAUUAUUGUAAAUAAUGAAGUCAAAGGUGUUGAUGAAGUAUGGGAUAGUACAGAGAAAAUAGUAGGGUUCGCCGAUCCAUCAAGUUUGCCUACCAAUCCCGGGUGGCCUCUUCGUAAUCUUUUAGCAUUACUGAAACGUCACUGGAAUGUGAAUAAAAUUAAAGUGAUAUGUUAUAGAGAAAUCCCUAGUAAAAAGGAUAUUUCAAACAGUCGUAUUUUGACUGUAGAAAUCCCUGAUACGACAGUAAUUCCUGCUGUAGGAUGGGAAAAAAAUUUAUUAGGUAAACUUGGACCCCGCACCGUUGAUCUUGCCCAUAUGAUGGAUCCAAUAAACGAAGGUCAUGAUAUUAGUAUUCCGAUGCCAGGUCAUCCUAUUACUUCGGAGUCUCAAGUCAAGGCUGAUGUGGAAAAGCUCAUACAACUUAUUGAAUCUCAUGAUGUCAUAUUUUUAUUAAUGGAUAGCAGAGAAAGUAGAUGGUUACCCACGUUAUUAGGUGCAAGUAUGCGUAAGCUCGUUAUAAAUGCCGCCUUAGGGUUUGAUACCUACGUGGUAAUGCGACAUGGCGUAAAAGAUGAUUCAGAAUGCCAAACAACUGGCUCUUCUGAUAAAGCAAUGCCGCCAGUGAAACAGCUAGGUUGCUAUUUCUGUAACGAUGUAGUAGCGCCAACAGACUCUCUCAAGGAUCGUACCCUUGAUCAACAAUGUACAGUGACCCGGCCUGGUUUAUCAGCUAUUGCUUCUGCAUAUGCUGUCGAACUGAUGGUGUCUGUCCUACAUCAUGAGAAAGGUCCUGCUGCCCCCGCUGAUACGAAUGCCGAACCAACUUCUUAUUCUGAUUUUUCUUCAUCGUCGCCUUUGGGAAUUAUACCACAUCAAAUGCGGGGAUUUUUAACCCAUUUCAAUAAUAUGAUUGUUGUGGGACAGGCUUAUGAACGUUGUACGGCUUGUUCAGAAGCAGUGCUAAAUGAAUAUAAAACAAAUGGCUUCGAAUUUUUGAAACGUGCUUUUAAUUCUCCUGCUUGUCUGGAAGAAGUAACCGGAUUAACAAAAUUACAUCAGGAAAGUGAAGUCGCUGAUGAUUUUGAUUGGGAUGAAGAAGAUACUGAAUUAUAA